GUGGGUUCUGCACAUCGGUUUGCUCAAUGGCUGGAGUUGGUUCGUAAGAGAAGCGGGAAAUAUCGUGCCUCGGGGUUCCCCCGCCGCCCUCACGGGCUUGACACCAUGCCCUCUGGGUCUUCCAUCUUGCUCUCUUAUCAUUACUCAUUGCCGUAAAAUUGCUAUGACAAAUCUAAUUAUGAUAGUUUAAGUAUUAAUUUACUUAAUUGUUUGGCAAUUUAAUUAAUGGUAUCAUAGGUUGCAAUUUGGACUAGACUUUGUGAUAUCUGGAACUGAUUUCAUAUUCAAUUAUGACUUGAUUGCUAAAAUUAUUAGUUUGGGGUACUUGCCUAUUUAAAACUGAGUGGCCAUUAUUGGAAUUCAAUCAAGGAUUUGGGCGUUGGCUAUUGAACUAGAUUUUGGACCGGAGGAAUGACAUAAGGGUGGGAGAUUUGCAAAUCUAAAGUUAUAUUUGUAAUUCAAAUGUAGUUGGAAGAGAAAAUUAUUUAGUGUACAUACACAUGGUGUGUUUUAUUUGCAUAUAUAAUUUGCGUGUAAUAGUGCUUCUAGAAAUGAUAGGAAUGCAUAACCAACACAUAAAUGAAACUUGGCUCUCUCCCAAGUGAAUUGCUUAUUUCCAUUGGAAGAAGCGCUUGAUAAUUCACCCGCCUGUUACUGUGAAAUAAGCAAAGUAAGGAGUUAUAAGAAACAUUUUGGUAGUUUAUUUAACUUGUGUUUAUGUAAAUGGAAAAGUGACAAUAACUUUCCUUUUAACCUGCUUAUCACUACGAUUACCUUUUAGUGCACGAGAAUUGCUUGUUGAUUCAAAAAGUGAUCCUCCUCCUGAACAAGCUCAAGAGACCAGUUUAUGGGAAAGGCUUGGUAAAGCUGCUGUGUUGGACAUUGAGUCUAGCUCAUUUUCCUGGGACAUGCUUUCUUCACUUCACCACACUGAGCAUAGUAGUAGCACCGAACAAUCUGAGGAUGAAAUGAAUAAAGCACUUGAGGUAACUGUAAAUUCUGGGGGAGUUGUUUUCUUUGCAUUAUUCAACCAGCAUGGAAACAAUGAUGCUUCUUCUAAGGAAGCAGCAGCUGUCAUAAAAUUUUCAUCUUCAAGGAUGGCCACACAAUCUGAACGCCUUGGCUAUGAAUUUGCGAAGUGGCUAGGAGUCCAAACUCCACAGGCUAGAGUCAUUCAUAAUUGCAGCACAGAGUGGCUCCAGAUUAAGGAAGCUGCAGAAAAAGCAAGAGUUACAGCAAAUUCGGAAGGAGAUGAAGUUGGCGAAGUUACAUGUUCAGAACUUCUGGAAGCUCUUGAUCUUAGCCGAUGUCUUCUUCUGAUGAGUUAUAUUCAUGGAUCUCCUUUAUUGGAAAGCUCAACUGCACUUGAUUCACGUGAAAAUGCGGAAAAAACUGCAGCUGCUCUCGGUCGGGUCUUGAUGUUGGACCUUGUCAUCAGAAAUGAAGAUCGAUUGCCUUGCCGACAGCUCAGAUGGCGUGGGAAUGCCACAAAUUUAUUGUUGGCUGAUAAAAUGAUCUCUGCAAACAUGAAUGCAUUGGAGGAUGUUUUCGAUUCUGCUAUCAACCGGUACAGACCAAGUGUGAUUAGGGCUCUUCAGAAAGAAAGAAGGGCAACUUCAGUGGAUAGUAGAUUGAACUCUAAUGAGCCAGGAAUUGCAUCACAGGGCUGUGAUCUUUCUGAUGUCAAAGAAUCUCCAAAAUCUAGUAACAAGAGCCUAAGAAGUCAAACAUCAGAGGAGUCAUUAUUCUCUGAACUCCAAAAGUUUCACAUUGUAGCCAUUGACUCUGGUGUUCCUCGCCGGCCUCCUGCUGGGAAACGUGCAAAUGACCAGACAAAUUAUCCUAAACUGGUUGAGUUACUUCUUAACAGUUCUGAUUACUCCUCUAAUUUGUUAUAUGAAAUAACAGGAGGGAAAUUAGGAACUUCUUUAGAAGACACCAACACAACUGAUAUACGAGGAACAGAAAUUACUUCAGUUGUUCAGGAAUUUCGUAGUGGAUUUCGGGCUGCGCUUAGGGAUCUUCAAGGUUUCCAUAUAUUCCUUCUAACACUUAACCAAAAACUGGAUAGUUUGUUACGAGCAUUUAUGAAUAUUACAAAUAAAACUGCUGGGGACUUUGACAGAGAAGAUAUGGUUGUUCCCGAGUCACCUUUGCAUGUAGGAGUUCAUUGUCCUUCUCCACCAACACCAAGUAAGGACCGGUUCCUUAAUGAUAAUCAUCCAGAUUUUAGUGAUUCAGAACUACAGAAAACAGCACCAAGAUCAUCAUCUUCAGGAAAUAAAGAAAGCUCAGACUCUCGUUCUCCCAUCUCCAGAGAAAUUUGGCAUGGGAAGUUCUCCAGGGGAAGCGCAGAGCCCAUUCAUAGCCUCCGUUUGACAACAAAGCUUCGUGACAUCCAUAAGUUUGCCAAGGUUGAUAUUGAAUCAAAUAAAGAACUGGAGCAAUGGAAUGAAAUGCUGAGAAAUGAUGUCAUCAAACUGUGUCAGGAGAACAAUUUCAAUACAGGAUAUUUUGAGGGCAGUGAUAAUAACUGUGUUGUUGAUGCUUAUGAGUUGAAGGUCAGACUAGAGCACAUCCUUGAUAGAAUAUCAUUGAUCUCUGAUGCUGCAAAUACAGAGAAACCAUCAUCAAUCACAAAUAGCUUGUUCAUUGGUGGGGCCCUAGCUGCUAGAUCCAUUUAUACUUUACAACAUGUAGGAAUCACUCACAUAGUGUGUUUGUGUGCCAAUGAAAUUGGGCAGUCAGAUUCUCAGUACCCUGAUCUAUUUGAGUACAGAAAUUACUCUAUAUGUGACAACGAAGAUGCAAAUAUCAGCAGUAUAUUUGAAGAAGUUUCCAAUUUUAUUGAUCAUGUUGAAUCAAUAGGCGGGAAGGUUCUAGUUCAUUGCUUUGAAGGGAAGAGUAGAAGUGCCACAUUAGUUCUUGCUUACUUAAUGCUUAGGAAGAACUUCACUUUAUUAGAAGCAUGGAAUGCCGUCAGACGAGUUCAUCGCCGAGCUCAGCCUAAUGAUGGGUUUGCAAGAAUUUUAUUGGAUCUUGACCGGAAAUUGCAUGGGAAGGUGUCAAUGGAGUGGCAACAGCGGAAGCCAACAAUGAAAGUUUGUCCCAUCUGUGGGAAGAAUGCUGGCCUAAGCAGCAGCUCACUCAAGCUUCAUUUGCAAAAAUCGCAUAAGAAGCUAUCAUCAGGAAGUGUGGAUAGUGCUAUGAGUAUGGAGAUACACAAAGUUCUGGAUGCUCUAAAAAUGACUAGAGGUGGAAGUGUCAGCCCAACACAGUCUACUUCAGUUAUGGACUAGAAUGGCAAUCCCUAGUGUAAUUAAUUCAUUGUCAGCGUACGAUGAGCUGCGCAGAAAGUGUAGAUACCCUUCAUUGGCAUCCUCAAACGGAUAAGAGAGUCCUAGCGGCGAUGCUGGAGCUGGGGGUGAGCUAGAUUGAAGUUGUACAUAAAAUGAGAUCAAGUUGUACAUAAAAUGAGAUCAACAAGAUCAGACACCCUCUUGAUAUUUUAUAAACAUUCUCGGUCGUACAUUCAAUAGGUAGCACAUAUUACCGUCUGCUUUUUACCAUGAACUCUCAUACAUUAUCGCUCGUUAUCACAAAACAUAACGUCAAGAAUUGUCGAAAGGUAGAUGUUCCAUCACACACAUCUAGGAAAAGGAUAGGUACCGUAUUUUGGUAUGGAAUGCUUCAUGACAGAAGCAAUGACUACAACAACCAAAAAAAAGGUGGAAUACUUCUUGAUAGAAGCAAGACUAAAACACAAUUUCCAAUUACAUGAAAGCAACCAAAAAAGAAAAGGGGAAAAAAAAAAACUAAAUCAUAACUCUAUCCAUGAAUAUAUUAUGAAAAGCUAA
Hevea brasiliensis (rubber tree) is the source of this 3857-nucleotide messenger RNA. RefSeq names its product dual specificity protein phosphatase PHS1. Gene Ontology annotation, molecular function: protein tyrosine/serine/threonine phosphatase activity. Lineage: Eukaryota; Viridiplantae; Streptophyta; Magnoliopsida; Malpighiales; Euphorbiaceae. The record is from RefSeq and is a predicted model, not a curated record. The transcript has 9 exons. The coding region runs from base 909 to 3299 and encodes 796 amino acids. Gene Ontology annotation, biological process: response to abscisic acid; protein dephosphorylation; cortical microtubule organization.